AUAACCCUCCCACACAUUAGUCCUAAGCACUCCCAAAAACCAAAAAAAAAAAAAAAAAAAUUGUAAAAUGGAUUACUUCCAAUCCCAUUCCCAUACUAGAAAACACCCUCUAAAAUGCAACAAGAGACUAACACAAGAACAGGUCAGGCUCCUCGAAACAAGCUUCAACUUCAACAACAGGCUCGACCCUGAUCGCAAGUCACAGCUAGCCGAAGAGCUCGGACUCCCACCAAGGCAAGUUGCGAUCUGGUACCAGAACAAGCGUGCCCGAUGGAAGAACCAGAGUCUUGAGGCAGACUACAAGUCACUCCAUGAAAAGCUAGAGAAUGUGUUGGAAGAUAAUGAAAGGCUUCAGAGGGAAGUUGAGAGGCUUAGACAAGAGUUGGACAAGGCUCAAGACAUGUUGCUCUCAUUCAACAACAUGAAUAAUACGACUAAUAACUCUUCAUUGUCAAACUCUUGUGAUGAAGUUGGAAGCUCAAGCUUCAUUCAUGAUCAUCAUCAUCAAUCCAUCAUCAAAGUGGAUGAUCAUGAUCAUCACUUGGAUAAGGAGCUCUAUGCUUGUUUGAUUGAUGGCAACAAUUUCUUUGCUCCUAUUUCUUGAUGAAUUCUUGGUGGUGUUGUACCAUGUGGGUGUGGAUCCGUAUACUGGUUCAAUGGUCCACACCCACAUGGUAGGGCUAGACUGGGUGGUAUGCAUAUUAUUUUUGCAAAAAUUUAUCUAUGUCUUUCAUAUUAAUUAGCAUUAAUGAUAAUGUUCAUACAUUACUUAUCAAGUAUUGUAUAUACAUCUCAUAAAAAAAAAUAAAUAAAUAAAAAAUACAAAACAAAAAAAACAGUCUCGUAUAUAUAUAUAUAUAUAUAGAGAGAGAGAGAGAAGAUUGAGAUACUCUCCCAUUGGGUUUUUCAAGUGAAAGUAGUUUAGGUCUUGGUAAGCUCAUCUCAGGACCUACAUCAAUAAUAUAAGUUAUUUAUCUUGUAAAAUCUUCUAAGUAGAUUAUCUAUAUAUAAAAAGGAUAAUGUUUGAGAGCUCGAAAAUUGGUCCCCGAAUCCCCCUAAUGCCCAAAACGAUGUCGUUUUGGGCAUUAGCUUUUUUCUUUUUUUUUUUCUUUUUUUUGCUUCCAUUUUCAGUUGUGCAGAGCCGAGGAACGAGAGGCGAGAAAGAGGAGAGAAAGAGAGAAAGGGAAGAGGGAAUGGAGAGGGGCCCUCCUUGCCGCCGCCGAUCGGCCGAUCGUCGAGCAGCUCCGAUCGUCGCAGCAGCAGCUCCGCUCGCCUCUGCCCGAUCGUCGCAGCCCCGCCUCGCCUCCGCCUCCACCCCUGCAUUUGCCCCCUGCAUCUGCCUCCGGCCCCCGCCCCCCCCUCCGCCUUCGCCCGCCGCAGCUGUCUUCUUCUUCCUCCUCCUUCUUCUCUUCUUCUUCCUUCUUCUUCUUCGUUCUUCUUUCUGCUUUCUUCUUCUUCUAUUCUGAUGGAAAAAAAAAAAAAUUUUCAAACGAUAAAAUGAUGUCGUUUUUUCUUUAGGGGGAUUCGGAGGCAGCUCCUUUCGAGCUACGUAGCAUGAUCCAUAUAAAAAAUUAAAAAUGAUUGGUAAUUACAAGAUCAAAUUACAUGUCUUCAAAAAAUUAGCAAUAAGUAUAAUUUUGUUAAUUGAUUAUUAUUAUUAUUAUUAUUAUUAUUAUUAUUAUUUUGAAUAUAAAUAUAAUAUGAUCAUCUCAAUCCAUAUUGAAAUGUUGUACAAAAAAAUGGAUGAUGGAUUAAAGUUUGAUAGUAUACGGGUAGUGUAUGUAUGUAUAUAUGUCGAAUUAAUUUCAUGUCUGCAGACAGAAUUAACACUGUAGAAGCUAUGUUAUAAGAUUGUAAAUUUGUAAUUAAAAGUUAUAUAUUGAUGUGGAUCGCAUAUGA
Molecule: messenger RNA, 1899 nt
Organism: Camellia sinensis
Lineage: Eukaryota; Viridiplantae; Streptophyta; Magnoliopsida; Ericales; Theaceae
Source: RefSeq, a predicted model, not a curated record